Messenger RNA from Pyricularia grisea, 1464 nucleotides. RefSeq lists its product as uncharacterized. The record is from RefSeq and is a predicted model, not a curated record. The coding region runs from base 1 to 1464 and encodes 487 amino acids. Lineage: Eukaryota; Fungi; Ascomycota; Sordariomycetes; Magnaporthales; Pyriculariaceae. The transcript has a single exon.
AUGCACCUCGACUUGGACCGCCAAAUGCAAUCAUGGACCUCGGAUUUGCAACUGGAGUCGCCUCUAUUCAGCAAAUUACCCCCCGAGCUCCGCCAGCGUGUGUUCGCGUUUGCCCUUAGCCCGCUCGAAAUACUUGUAGAUAACUCGUUUACAUUCGAAAGGGUCGGAGAAAGCAGGCAGCCGCAUGAUUUUCGGAUUAAGCACGACCACGAGGGCGACCCUGAUGACGACAUCGGGGAGGAACCGCGACGUUGGGUAAAUGGGAGCUCCAUGGGGAUUUGGAGUCGGUACCCUGAAAACACCGGCCCUGGCACCUACCAGUGGCACCUUUGCCCGACUUUGUUGGCAACCUGUCGACGCGUCUACGCCGAAUCGCACAUGUUUCUGUACAAUGCCGAACGCAGUUACAAUUGCGUGGACGGCAUAGUUCGUUCACGACACCGAUCCCCCCCAAGUAUCAAGUUUGCUGUAGAUGAGGCCAUUCCCUCGUCCUAUGCCGGGCGGCACAAAAAGCGGACCAGUGUAGGCCAUUGGAGUCGACAACGCGUAGAAUGGGAACGCCGAUUCACUAGCAUCGACUACCACGGAAAACUAUCCACCUUUCACAGAUUCCUGGCCAACACCCCCGGGCCCAUGGACUUUCCUUGGUCAUGCAUCACCACCAAACGUUUCCCCUGGACCAAGGUCGAACACGUGCGCCUUUUUACAUCGUAUAAAGAUCGGUGGCUCGAGGAAGUCAACACGAUGCAUAAUCGCUUUUACCAUUCCUGGCACCCGCUACUUCAAAGACCCGACGAGGUACCCGCCGUCGGACUUGAAAGACUCAAGCCUGCACACGGUCUCGAGCUGGCUGCCAAGCGGCAUUCGGAACUGAAAAAGUCUGAAGCCGAGGGCCGCGUCCAAGAGCAGCACCAUCAAAAACCAGGACGGCCGGGUUGGAUGCCCAUGUCGGCUGAUCGGUACCCCUAUGGUUCAUGGGCUCGGGAAUUUGUCAAUUUCCCACGUAUUAAAACCUUGACCAUGAACUUUCAUUGCCCGGAGGGCCAGCGACGCAAGCAUGAAGAUAUAAUACAGAUGGUUGUUGAUACGUGGCGUUUUCCUCUCAAUCCCAAACAUACUGGCCAUCACUACCUGUCGAUAGACCAUGUGGAAAGAAUCUCAUGGCGUGGCGAUAAGUGCAAUUGGAUAAACCAACCCGACGGCUCGCCGGGAGCGGCCACCAAGAUUGAACGGAAUAUUGGGCCUAGAAUGUACACGUGGACCGUUGUGUGGACGCCCAAGACGUACGACGGACCUGAGACGUACCCUUACGGAGGUUUGGUUGAGAUUGGCGAGAGGGACUAUCAAGAGGAAGGGGAUUCCGAUUUGGAUGAAGACGAGGAGGUUGAUUGGGAGGAAUGGGGUGAGGAGCCGCCGCUGGAUGAAGAGCGAGGGCACAGGAGAAAGAAUAAACUUAGUGGUUAG